Messenger RNA from Drosophila ananassae, 3259 nucleotides. It is a transcript of the gene CCKLR-17D1, whose product is annotated as gastrin/cholecystokinin type B receptor. The record is from RefSeq and is a predicted model, not a curated record. Gene Ontology annotation, cellular component: membrane. Gene Ontology annotation, molecular function: neuropeptide receptor activity. NCBI's taxonomy places the organism in Eukaryota, Metazoa, Arthropoda, Insecta, Diptera, Drosophilidae. Gene Ontology annotation, biological process: neuropeptide signaling pathway. The coding region runs from base 1 to 2019 and encodes 672 amino acids. The transcript is spliced from 5 exons.
AUGUUGCCACUGGAGGCGGCAAGUCGCCGACGAGUGUCAGUGCUUCGCUUGGACUGCGAGGCGCGACACACAACGCGGAACGUGGCCUCCUCCGUGCUCCUCCGACAUCGACUUGACCCGCAUUUCCAUUUUUUUUUAUUGUUGCGUGCUCGACGAAGUGCCGCGAGUGGCUGGCCCCAAAAUAACCCCAGAUCACGACGCCCCAGAAACGGCCUCACAAUAGGCGCCUUUGACUCAAUCCUGCGCCGGGUGCUCCUGGCACUGGCUCCGCUGGUCAGCGCGGAUGCCAUCCUGCGGCUCAGCGACAACACCACCUCGAUCCUCGGCGACGAUCUGCUCAACUACACCGGCCUGGAGGUGGACGUGGGCCUCGAGAUGGACGUGAAGGUGGACCUAGAGCCGAAGCUGGAGGUGACUACCGUGAAGACGAGUCCGGGCCGGCCGAGGGUCAGUGCCGACGUGCCCAUCUGGGUGGUGCCCUGCUACUCGGCCAUCCUGCUCUGCGCCGUCGUGGGCAAUCUGCUGGUGGUGCUCACCCUGGUCCAGAACCGUCGCAUGCGCACCAUCACCAACGUCUUCCUCCUCAACCUGGCCAUCUCGGACAUCCUGCUGGGCGUCUUCUGCAUGCCUGUGACCCUGGUGGGCACGCUGCUCCGGCACUUCAUCUUCGGCGAGGUCCUCUGCAAGCUCAUCCAGUUCGCCCAGGCUGCCUCGGUGGCCGUGUCCUCCUGGACCUUGGUGGCCAUAUCCUGCGAACGCUACUACGCCAUCUGCCAUCCGUUGAGGUCCCGGACGUGGCAGACCAUCAACCACGCCAACAAGAUUAUAGCCAUCAUCUGGCUGGGCAGCCUGCUCUGCAUGACUCCGAUUGCGGCUUUUAGCCAGCUGAUGCCGACCAGUCGACCAGGUCUUCGAAAAUGCCGGGAGCAGUGGCCCGCCGACAGCCUGAACUACGAGCGGGCCUACAACCUCUUCCUGGACCUGGCCCUGCUGGUGCUACCACUCCUGGCCCUGAGCUUCACCUAUCUGUUCAUAACCCGGACCCUGUACGUCAGCAUGCGCAACGAAAGGGCCAUGAAUUUUGGCAGCAGUGGCCCAGAGACAUCCGCCCCUGCCCACGGUCCCGCCCCCUUGCCUGCCGCGCCCAUCGCCGGCCCAGCAUCCACGCCCAUAACCGCCAGCCAGAGGCGCUCCAACGGCAGCCAUUUCCAGCAGUCCCUGGAGCAGCACAAUCCGCAGCAGUACUACUACGCGGACAGCAGCUAUUCCCAUGGCGGCAGCAAGCGGCGCUUACUCACCGGAGGUCCUUGCGAAGGUCGAAGGCAUCUCUACUGCAUGCGGAGUGCCUCCGUCAAGUCCUUGAGGCAGCAGCAGCAGCACCAACAGCAACAGCAGCAGCAGCAGAUCAGUGGCAGUGGAUCAUCGGGCGGUGGGGGAGGAUCAGUUGGAGGCGGAGGACCUGGAGACUGCUGCAGUCGCAGCCAAAGGAUGCGCCACCAGGUACAGGGCUAUGCCAGCGACAACGAGUCCCGGCGCAAGUCCGUGUCCCAGCCCAGCCUCAGGAUCACAGAGGUGGGACUUAGGAGCAUUGUGCCGCGUCGCUCGAACGAAAGCAAGAGCCUGGAGAGCAAGAAGCGAGUGGUGAAGAUGCUGUUCGUCCUCGUCCUGGAGUUCUUCAUCUGCUGGACGCCCCUGUACGUGAUCAACACGAUGACGAUGCUGUUCGGGCCGGUGGUGUACGAGUACGUGGGCUACACGGCCAUCAGCUUCCUGCAGCUGCUGGCCUACUCCUCGUCCUGCUGCAACCCCAUCACCUACUGCUUCAUGAACGCCAGCUUCCGGCGGGCCUUCGUCGACACCUUCCGGGGCAUGAACAUCUGCGAGCGACUGUGCGCCCCAUGCUGCUUCUGGCGGCGUCGCUCCAAGAACGAGACGAACCUCUCGGUGGCCGGCAAUUCGAUUGCCCUGGCCAACUCCGCCAUGUCCAGCCACACGAUCCUGGAGAGCCCGCGGCUUUGAGCCAGCCGGACGGGUCUCAGCCGGAGCCUAAGCCGGAGGAGCCGGAACAGGAGCCGCAAGCGCAGGGCGGAGAUGGAGACGGAGUCGCUGUAGGUGCCUCGUCCUGCAGGCUUCGUCCUUUCAGCAAUAUGUGAUGAUGGAAUGCAAUGUAACUGCAUUCGGAAACGGAAACUGUGGUUGUCAACGAUUCUGCCCCACGUUCUGAAUGUGUGUGUGUGGACAUGGUUGUGGUUCGGAGCAGGGGCAGGGGGCGGAGCUAAAGGGGGCCCAAAUUAGACACUUAAAAAAACAUACUCUUGUUACUCUUUAGUGUUUUUUAAUCUGUGUGUCCGCGCGUCUGUUGCUUAGGAGCAUUGCCCACAAAAAUGGGAAUAAUUAGCGAAACCCACAAAUCGCAAGAGCAGUGUCGGUCUCUGAAAUAAAUCUAUAUUUAAGCUAUAGUCUGGCUCAGAUGAAAUGGAUUUUGUUUUGAAAUCUUUUACAGAAGAGCAUUGAAGCAUUUGAAUUAAUAAUUUAAUUUCUUAAAAAUAACAUGAUAGUGUCGCAAAAAUCUAAUUCAAUAAUUAAAUGCCAUAGUUCUGAGUCAACAAAGCAAAUCACAAAUAAAAUUGAUUUUAGGAGAGUGAAUAAAUAAAACUUAAUCUCUUCAAAGCACAGAACUGAUUGAAAUAUCCAGCAGUUUCCAUUUUAUUUAGUUUUUUAAAUUGAAUCUUGAGCGUCUAAGCUUAAGGACUUUGAAAUAAAUUUAAAAUAUAAUAGACAGCCUGACACUGCUUAUUCCCGUAAAAUUAAAGUAAUAAUAAUCCCAAAAAAACUCAAAUAAGAACACAAAAGAGUAAAGGAAGGUUUCAUGGAAUCCAAAGCAUUUGAAGUUCAGCAACUUACAGGGUAGCCGGGAAGUCCAUACAUAUUCAGGACAUUCUCUUGCAACAACACAUAAAAUAAAUAAAUAAAUAGGAUGUCUUGAAGGAAUAUGGGAAUAUCGAAUUGAAUUUAAUUUAAAGUCACUCGCAGACCAGAAAUCCAAUUUUAAGUAGUGGCAGAUAGAGGCAAAGUACUCGGAUUGAAAAGUGUUUUAAUUUAAAGAUUUGAAUCUACAAUGCAGGAACAGGGGAGAAACUUUCGAUUUAAUGCUUGAAUUCACCUCAACGAACUUGGCAAUUGCAAUUCUACGAAAUAAUUAUACUCAUAAAUGGAAAAAUCUCAGUGUUUUUUGAAUGUAAAAAUAAAUGGAAAUUAA